AUGCCGUCACAUCAUAUGGAAAUUUUCAAGAUCCCAGAGACCACUAUUAAAGAGAUGGACAAACUGCAGAGAGAUUUCUGUUGGAAUAAACCGCAAGGAGGAGGUAUCUAUAUAACUCGUUGGCCAAGAAUGUGCAGAGACAAAGCAACAGAAGGAUUAGGUUUUCGUGACCUACACUGCUUUAACCAAGCACUCUUAGCAAAAGCUGCUUGGAGGUUAUGUCAACAACAACAACAGCUCUGCGCUAUAGCUUUAAAGGAGAGAUAUUUUCCUCUCACUAAUGUUCUUCAUGCAAAGAAGAAAAAGAACUCAACCUGGGCUUGGAACAACAUACAAGGGAUGAUGGAUUUUGUUAAAAACUGGAGUUUCUGGAUCGUUGGAGAUGGCAGGAAAAUUCAAACAUGGAAAGACAAUUGGAUCAUAGGUAAGCAUUCACCUCCAGUACAAGAAGUGGACAGCGAUGAAGCUCAAAGAUACGUCACAGUAAACAAUCUCAUUGAUUCACACACCAAAUCUUGGAAGGUAGAUAUUGUCAGAAGAUUGUUUAAUUCAGAAGAUGUUGAGAAGAUUUUGCAGAUUUGUUUAACUGAAUCGGAGAAGAUAGAUUAA
This is a messenger RNA of Papaver somniferum (opium poppy), 609 nucleotides long. RefSeq lists its product as uncharacterized. The coding region runs from base 1 to 609 and encodes 202 amino acids. Lineage: Eukaryota; Viridiplantae; Streptophyta; Magnoliopsida; Ranunculales; Papaveraceae. The record is from RefSeq and is a predicted model, not a curated record. The transcript has a single exon.